This is a messenger RNA of Manihot esculenta (cassava), 1145 nucleotides long. Its product is annotated as agamous-like MADS-box protein MADS3. Bases 210 to 938 code for a protein of 242 amino acids. The transcript is spliced from 8 exons. Gene Ontology annotation, cellular component: nucleus. Lineage: Eukaryota; Viridiplantae; Streptophyta; Magnoliopsida; Malpighiales; Euphorbiaceae. The record is from RefSeq and is a predicted model, not a curated record. Gene Ontology annotation, molecular function: RNA polymerase II cis-regulatory region sequence-specific DNA binding; protein dimerization activity; DNA-binding transcription factor activity, RNA polymerase II-specific. Gene Ontology annotation, biological process: positive regulation of transcription by RNA polymerase II.
AGAAAAUAGGAGAAAUGCUGGCUUUCCAAAUUAUUGUAAAACAAGAUCUACUCUUCCAUAUCUAUAUAUGAAGAAGGAGGACUCUAACUUCCCCUUCUCAGAGACACAACAACUUCAUAUCUCUCUUUCUACCUGUGUAAACACCACAUCUCCCUGCAGCAGUACAUAUACUUUGCACAUAUUCAACGCAAACACACACGCAACACAGAAUGGGAAGAGGAAGAGUGGAGCUGAAGAGGAUAGAGAACAAGAUCAACCGUCAGGUCACCUUCUCUAAAAGGAGGAAUGGUUUGUUGAAGAAAGCUUAUGAGCUCUCUGUGCUUUGUGAUGCUGAAGUUGCCCUUAUCAUCUUCUCUAGUCGUGGCAAGGUCUAUGAAUUUGGUAGCGCUGGGACAACCAAAACCCUUGAGCGUUAUCAACGUUGCUGCUUCAAUCCCCGUGAUAACAGCAUUGAACGUGAGACACAGAACUGGUACCAAGAGGUGGCAAAGUUGAAGGCCAAAUAUGAAUCUCUUCAACGUACUCAAAGGCACUUGCUUGGUGAAGAUCUUGGGCCGCUGAGCGUGAAGGAACUGCAGAAUCUUGAGAAACAGCUCGAAGGAGCUCUUGCACUGGCUAGACAAAGAAAGACACAGAUUAUGCUGGAGCAAAUGGAAGACCUCCGCAAAAAGGAGCGUCACCUUGGAGACUUAAACAAGCAACUCAAAUUUAAGCUGGAAGCAGAAGGACAAAGCCUAGCCAUACAAGACCUGUGGAACUCUGGUGCAGCAGAUGGAAAUGACAACUUUGCUUUACAUCCUUCUCAAUCCCACCCCUUGGACUGUGACCCCGGACCUGUCCUACAAAUAGGGUACCAUCACUUUUUUCAAGCUGAAGGAUCUUCUGUUCCAAGAAGCAUGGCUAUUGAGACUAACUUCACGCAGGGAUGGAUCCUCUGAAUAUUUGAUCCUACUUAUACAUUUGUGUUUGAUUAAAUGCCUAAAUAGUUUGUGUUAAGUGGGAUUUGAUGAGUAAUAUUUAUAUAUAUAUAUAUAUAUAUACAUGCAAGACGUGAUCCAAAUUAUUAGUGCUAUAUGUAGUCGAUCCGACAUAUAUUAAGACUGCAGAUUCUUAAAUAUUUAUGUAAUAUCUCUUCAUGACAUCUA